This is a messenger RNA of Clavispora lusitaniae ATCC 42720, 537 nucleotides long. RefSeq lists its product as uncharacterized. Lineage: Eukaryota; Fungi; Ascomycota; Pichiomycetes; Serinales; Metschnikowiaceae. The record is from RefSeq and is a predicted model, not a curated record.
AUGGCGCACCAGUACCUCUUACUGCUUAUCUUAUCACACCAUCUUCAUUCUUCUGGCAAUAUGACUCUGAGAGAAUCCCAAGAGGGACUUUUGGAAUUGCAAGAAAUACAUGAUGGUCCAAAGCCACCUUCUUAUCCUGGCAAUGAGAGUAUGCCUCUUGACGUAAUGUUCAAGAUUUGGCAUACUCGCAAUUAUAGUAACAUCCCCCAACGUCCUAUCCGGUUAAUCUUCGAUGCCAAUGCCUCUGUGGCAGAAGCUGGGCGUUUUGCUUUCCGAAAGUACAUUGGUGAUGUUCCGGAUGACAUCUAUGUGGACUUAAGCAAAAAUUCUUGGCAGGACGCUUUUAUUGAGAUCGGUGAUGAGAAUGAGAAAAUCAAGAAUGUCUUUCAGGAAAGUGAGACGUUAGUUGUUUCAGAUAUUCCGAAUUAUCAAAAAACGCUGUUAAAGUCCUUCGCCCGUCUGGUAGUGGGCGUAGCAUGCGGUUGUACGUUGUUAAGUAUAUUCAUAACUCUCAUAGUUGCCUAUGCAACUAAGUAA